AUGAGCGCCCUCAACAAGAUCGCGGCGAACAGCCCUUCCCGCGCAAAGCCCUCUGAGCUCGAGAACAACAUCGCCACGGCUCUCUACGAUCUUGAGACCAACACCGCAGACCUGAAGGCUGCUCUCCGACCCCUUCAAUUCGUCUCUGCCCGAGAGAUUGAAGUCGGCCACGGCAGGAAGGCUAUUGUCAUCUUUGUCCCCGUCCCAUCCCUCCAGGGUUUCCACCGUGUGCAGCAACGUCUUACUCGUGAGCUCGAGAAGAAGUUCUCCGACCGCCACGUCCUGAUCCUCGCCUCGCGCCGCAUCCUCCCCCGUCCCAAGCGCAGCAACCGUUCCCGCACCUCGCUCACGCAGAAGCGUCCCCGCUCGCGAACACUGACCGCCGUCCACGACGCCAUCCUGACCGACCUCGUGUACCCGGUCGAGAUCGUCGGCAAGCGUCUGCGCACCAAGGAAGAUGGCAGCAAGAUGCUGAAGGUUGUGCUCGAUGAGAAGGAGAAGGGUGGUGUGGAUCACAGACUCGAUACUUAUUCCGAGGUCUACAAGAAGUUGACUGGGAGAGGUGUUGGCUUUGAAUUCCCGCAAAGUGGUACGGCUGAGUACUAGAUGUUGCAUGGCAUGGCAUGUAGAGGGGAAAAGUUGCGUGCUUCUUUGGGUUUGCGCUGGCUUGGCUCUCUUCGAUAUGGGAAUGCGUAGCUAGGCAUAGAUAGGCUGGCGAAUAUAUCACGGCUUGUCACCACCCUACUCUCUUGAAUUUCAUAGUCUGUGGAGUUUCCAAGUGCAAAAUAAC
Molecule: messenger RNA, 790 nt
Organism: Mollisia scopiformis
Lineage: Eukaryota; Fungi; Ascomycota; Leotiomycetes; Helotiales; Mollisiaceae
Product: putative 40S ribosomal protein S7
Exons: 3
Coding region: 1-606 (201 amino acids)
Biological process (GO): rRNA processing; ribosomal small subunit biogenesis; translation
Cellular component (GO): 90S preribosome; ribosome; small-subunit processome
Molecular function (GO): structural constituent of ribosome
Source: RefSeq, a predicted model, not a curated record